Rotaria socialis is the source of this 369-nucleotide messenger RNA. Lineage: Eukaryota; Metazoa; Rotifera; Eurotatoria; Philodinida; Philodinidae. The record is from the annotation of a GenBank genome assembly.
AUGAAUAUACAACUUGGUUAUGUUUUUCAUCAAACGAUAACAGCAACAUCUGAUACAAACAUUAGUUCUAAUGAUGGCACACAGUGUAAAAAUAAUAGUACUAAAAAAACGUAUAAUAGUCAUGUUCGACGAGAAAAAAAGCCACAUAUUAUUAUUGAUAUGGUUACACCAAAACUUUCUCAAUCAUCCAGUACACAACACGAACGUACUAUACUUGUUGAAGCAAGUUCAGCAAACUUUGGAAAUGAAUGUCUUCGAUUGGUUAAUAUUGUUUUUCAAACAAAUCGAAAAUUUCCAUCAAUAAUGGGCACACGCAACAGUAUAUGUCAAUAUUUAAGAAAAGAACUUUUCAAAAAAAUGUCCCAGUGA